AUGACUAAUAAUUUUCAGGAUACCAUGGGCUGGAACUGCCCCGGCGACGACCAAACAUGCCAUUGUGGAAAGUUUGACAUGGUCCUCAAGUGCGCCAAUGAUCUGCCUAAUGAACUUGAUGGUCAUUCUUGGCUCGCUAUGCCUGGAGGAUGUCUUUCAAGGAGACAACUGGGCGGGCAAAUUCGGGGAGCAGCCAUCGCGGCGUAUUCGCUGGCCACCAUCUUCGUCGUUGCCAAUAACAAGUGGCCGCUUUGGGCGUCCAACUUUAUUGGGGCUCUGAAACUUUUGACCCUAGUAUUGAUCAGUAUUACCGGUCUCGUCGUUUUGAGCGGCAACGUCAAUUCUGUUCUGAACCCAACUGCCAACUUUCACAACGUUUUUGAAGACAUCACUCCCAAAGGAAACGAUCUUGGCAGUGCCACAGUGAGUAUCGUGUUCUCAUCUGCAGUUUACUCCAACGCCUUCAACGUCGUCAAUGAGAUCAAAAACCCGAUUCCCACCCUUAAUAAGAACACGAGCAUGGCAUUGCUAGUUGUCAUUAUUUUCUACAUCUUCUACAGCAUCGCCUACUUCGCCGUUGUUCCCAAGGGCGAGUUCAAGGAAGCUAGUGAGAUUUCUGUAUCCAUCUUCUUUACUAAACUCUUCGAUGAAGGCAGGACUGGUUCUAAUGUCCCAAUUUCAUGGUCUUGUUGA
Molecule: messenger RNA, 693 nt
Organism: Fusarium vanettenii 77-13-4
Lineage: Eukaryota; Fungi; Ascomycota; Sordariomycetes; Hypocreales; Nectriaceae
Exons: 4
Coding region: 1-693 (230 amino acids)
Biological process (GO): amino acid transmembrane transport
Cellular component (GO): membrane
Molecular function (GO): L-amino acid transmembrane transporter activity
Source: RefSeq, a predicted model, not a curated record